GAAUAGCCUAUCGGAGAAGAAAACUUUCGCUCGACUUCUGUGAGAAGCCAAAGAAGGCGAAGAUGAUGGACUGGAACCGCCCUCCAUACCGGAAGUCCGGCGACGUCGAGGAAGGAGGCUCGGCGCGACCGCUUUAUCCGAUGAUGGUGGAGAGACCGGAGCUGCGCUGGGCAUUUGUGCGGAAGAUUUAUGGCAUUCUUUCGAUUCAGAUGCUGCUCACGAUCGCCAUCUCCUCUAUCGUGGUUUCGGUGAAGCCUAUCUCUCAAUUCUUCGUCUCCUCCGGUGGUGGUCUUGGACUUUAUAUUUUCCUUAUCUUCUUGCCAUUUCUAGUUAUGUGUCCGUUGUACCACUACUACCAGCAGCAUCCAAUAAAUCUUCUUCUACUUGGCAUAUUCACUGUGUCCAUCAGUUUUUCCGUGGGAUUGACAUGUGCUUUUACAGAAGGGAAGGUGAUUCUAGAGUCCGUUAUUCUCACUGCCGUGGUGGUUGUCAGCCUCACCCUCUACACCUUCUGGGCUGCAAAGAGAGGCCACGACUUCAGCUUCCUCGCUCCAUUCUUGUUUGCUGCAGUCAUGAUAUUGCUGGUUUUUUCCAUCAUCCAGCUUUUCUUUCCUUUGGGAAGGAUCUCCUUGAUGAUCUAUGGGGGCCUUGCUUCUCUCAUCUUCUGCGGAUAUAUCAUAUAUGAUACAGAUAAUUUGAUCAAACGUUAUGCUUAUGAUGAAUAUAUCUGGGCUGCUGUGGCUCUGUACUUGGACAUUAUCAAUCUGUUCCUCUCCUUGCUUACUUUGUUCAGAGCUUCUGAUAGUUGAAACAGUUGAGAGAAAAUAGCGAGCAUAUGAAGCUUGAUUUUGUGAUAUUUGUGCCUCUGUUUCUUCAUUUAAUGGGAUUUUAACUGUAUUGGAUUGAAGUGAAAGAAUAUGUGAAGAAUGUUAUUGCUUCAUGUCA
Messenger RNA from Dendrobium catenatum, 945 nucleotides. Its product is annotated as protein LIFEGUARD 2. NCBI's taxonomy places the organism in Eukaryota, Viridiplantae, Streptophyta, Magnoliopsida, Asparagales, Orchidaceae. Gene Ontology annotation, cellular component: membrane. Bases 63 to 809 code for a protein of 248 amino acids. The transcript is spliced from 4 exons. The record is from RefSeq and is a predicted model, not a curated record.